AUGGUUACCGAUGGCCUAAUGCUUCCGUACCGUACCUGUUUGAUGGAGUUUUUGGAAAAUGCUACUGAACUUUCAACAAUAAACGAUGCAAUAGACCUGCUCAGUACGGUGUCUUGCGUGCGGUUCACAAGAAGGACGUCUGAGCUUCACUAUCUAGUGAUAACAAACAAGCUCGGAACGGAGUGUUGGGCUGAUACGGGACGUCAGCGACGUGGUCCAACGUACAUGAACCUCCCGAAGCGGUGCACUAAACGCGUUGGAACGGUACUGCACGAGCUGCUGCACGUGUUGGGCUUUCUGCAUCAACACACGCGCCCCGAUCGGGAUCAGUACCUGUGCGUGCUAUAUGAGCACGUUCGACCACAUCCUAUCGCGCUGUACCACUACGAGAUCGUUCGUCCUUGGACGGACCAAGCGUUCCCAUUGCCGUAUGACUUUGCGAGCAUCAUGCACUACACACCGGAGAUGUACAGUGUGGCACCGGGUCGAUUGCCUACCAUGGUACCGCGGCAUCCCUGGAGCAUGGUUGCGAUCGGUCAUCAAGCUCGUCUGACGGAGUAUGACGUGUUGGCAAUACAGUUUCUUUACUGCCUAUGCUGA
This is a messenger RNA of Anopheles coluzzii, 600 nucleotides long. RefSeq names its product astacin-like metalloprotease toxin 4. Bases 1 to 600 code for a protein of 199 amino acids. Gene Ontology annotation, biological process: proteolysis. Gene Ontology annotation, molecular function: metalloendopeptidase activity; zinc ion binding. The record is from RefSeq and is a predicted model, not a curated record. The transcript has 3 exons. NCBI's taxonomy places the organism in Eukaryota, Metazoa, Arthropoda, Insecta, Diptera, Culicidae.